Molecule: messenger RNA, 2229 nt
Organism: Empidonax traillii (willow flycatcher)
Lineage: Eukaryota; Metazoa; Chordata; Aves; Passeriformes; Tyrannidae
Gene: NCSTN
Product: nicastrin
Exons: 17
Coding region: 96-2207 (703 amino acids)
Biological process (GO): Notch receptor processing; protein processing
Cellular component (GO): membrane
Source: RefSeq, a predicted model, not a curated record
CCACCCCCCUGCAGCUCCCGGCGGAAAGGGAAGCGCCGGGCGAUCCCACAGGGGCAGGGGAAGGGGCAGGGGCAGGGCCAGGGAGCCGCCGGGGGAUGGAGGCAGCGCCGGGGCGAUGGCGCGGCUGCCUCGGGCUCGUCCGGGCGCUGCUCGUGGCCGCGCUGGCGGCGGGUUCCUGCCAUGGGAAUUCCGUGGAGAGGAAGAUCUACAUCCCCCUCAACAGGACGGCCCCCUGCGUGCGGCUGCUCAACGCCACCCACCAGAUCGGCUGCCAGUCCUCCAUCAGCGGGGACACGGGGGUGAUCCAUGUGGUGGAGAAGGAGGAGGAUCUGCGCUGGGUCCUGGCUGAUGGUCCUCACCCGCCCUACAUGAUCCUGCUGGAUGGCAACCUCUUCAACAGGAAGGUGUUGCUGCAGCUCAAGGGAACCUCCCGAGUGUCGGGCCUCGCCGUGGCCGCCGCCAACCCCAGCCCUCCCCAGGGGUUCUCCCCUGGCUUGAAGUGCCCCAACGACGGGUUUGGUGUGUAUUCCAAGGAUUACGGCCCCGAGUUCGCUCACUGCAACACCACCGUGUGGAACCCCCUGGGCAGUGGCAUCUCCUACGAGGAUUUUGACUUCCCUAUUUUCCUCCUGGAAGAUGCCAACGAGACCCAAGUGAUUAAACAGUGUUACCUGGAUCACAACGUCCCCAGGGAUGGAUCUGCCCCCGAGUACCCCCUCUGUGCCAUGCAGCUCUUCUCCCACAUGCACGCAGUGACCAGCACCGUGACCUGCAUGAGGCGCAGCUCCCUCCAGAGCACCUUCAGCAUCAACCCAGAGAUUGUGUGUGAUCCUCUCCUUGACUACAACGUGUGGAGCACUUUGCAGCCCAUCAAUUCCUCUGGAAAAGUCGAUCCUGAGAAGGAAGUUAUUAUGGUUGCCACCCGAAUCGACAGCCACUCCUUCUUCUGGAACAUCGCCCCCGGAGCCGAGGGGGCCGUGUCCUCCUUCGUCACCCACCUGGCGGCGGCCGAAGCCCUUCACAAAGCCCCCGACGUCCCUCUGCUCCCCAGGAACGUCAUGUUCACCUUCUUCCAAGGGGAGACCUUUGACUACAUUGGCAGCUCCAGGAUGGUCUAUGACAUGGAACAGGACAAGUUCCCUCUGCGCUUGGACAACAUCCACUCCUUCGUGGAGUUGAAUCAGGUGGCUCUCAGGAACGGCUCCAUCCUCUGGAUGCACACGGACCCCGUCUCGCGGAUGAACCAGUCUGUGGAGGUGCAGGUCAGAAACCUGCUGGACACCCUGAGCAGGAGCAGCGUGGGCUCGGCCGUGACCCUGCAGGAAGCCGGAUUUUCCCAACCCCUCCCUCCAUCCUCCUUCCAGCGCUUCCUCCGGGCUCGCCACAUCCCUGGAGUGGUCCUGACUGACCACAGGACAGCUUUCCACAACAGAUACUACCAGAGCAUGUAUGACACUCCAGAGAACAUCAGGGUGCAGUAUCCCGAGGGGCUGAGCCCUGAGGAGACCUUGGAAUAUGUCACGGACACAGCCAAGGCCCUGGCAGAAGUGGCCACCGUGGUGGCCCGAGCCCUUUAUGGCCUGGCUGGAGGAACCAACAGCACCUCUGCCAUCCAGGCUGAUCCCAAAACGGUCACCCGGAUGCUUUACGGCUUCCUGAUCAAAAUGAACAAUUCCUGGUUUCAAUCCAUCAUCAAACCAGACCUCAAAGGAAUUCUGGGGGAUGUUCCCCAGCACUACGUGGCGGUUUCCAACCCCGUGAACACGACCUUACUGGUGCAGUACGUCCUGGCCAACCUGACGGGCACCGUGGUCAACCUCACCAAGGAGGAGUGUCUGAACCCCGAGAAAAACCCCCACUCUGAGAGGGAGAUGUUCGAGUACUCGUGGGUGCAGGGUCCCCUGGAGCCCAACUCCACGGCGCGGGUGCCGCUGUGCGUGCGCUCCGGGGUGCGGCUCAGCAAGGCGCUGUCCCCAGCCUUCGAGCUGCGCCAGUGGGGAUCCCGGGAAUAUUCCACCUGGACAGAGAGCCGCUGGAAGGACAUCCGGGCCCGCAUCUUCCUGGUGGCCAGCAGGGAGCUGGAGAUACUCACCCUGGUGCUGGGAAUCGCCAUCCUGGUCCUGUCCCUCCUCGCCACCUACUUCAUCAACGCCAAGGCCGACGUGCUGUUCAGCCUCCCGCGGGAUCCCGGAGCCGUGGCCUACUGAGGGGCUGGAAAACUGCUGCAUC